AAGGUUCUCAAUCUACUGUCAUGGCUACAUUCAAAUCUCCUGUUAAACCCCCUUAUCCUAUGUCUCUUUCUUUUUUAUUUCCUUUUCUUUUAAAUUACAUUUUAACAGGUUUGUAUUUGUAUCUAUAUCGUAUGUAAAGCACUUUGAGCUGCAUUUCUUGUUUGGAAGGUGCUAAACAAAUAACAGGUGACAAAGUGUCAAAGUUCACACCGUUGCACUCACACGUUACUUUACUUUGAUGCAGUGCAUAUCUUCUCAUGAACACAUUUUUAAAUCUUGUUAUGGCAUUUUAAAUGUAGGAAACAGGUGUAGGACAGAAACACGAGGGAUUGAAUGAGUGCAGCAAAAAUGAAAUGUAGAGAUAUGUAAAUGGUAUUAUUGUAUUUUCACUUUAAUGUUAAAGAGAGAGAAAUGAUCAAUUCCUCUGAGUAACAAUCUUAUUGCAUACAAAAUUAUAAAAAUAUUCAGGAGCCACAUCUUAAAGAUACAAUACAUCCUCAUGAAAGCCCAGUUUCUCUUACUUUAAACGUCUCACUUUCUCCAAAAUAGUCUGCGUAUGUGGACAAGACCAAGCACAUGUGGGCAUGGUCCACUUUUACUCACAAACACUUGGCUGCCAGUGAAUUUGUAUCUCGAUUUAUGGCUCAUAAAAUACGUAACCAACAUCUCCCAACAGGAUACAAUCUCAGGGUGUCGUAUAGCUCACCUGGUAGAGCCGGCAGCUCCAUAUAUGCAGCAGCCCGGGGUUGACUCCAGCCUGCAGUGCUUUGCUGCAUGCCUCUCCCCUUUCUCUAUCUCCCCCUUCUACUUUUAAUUAACUGGAAAAGUGAACAUACAUAUGUAUAAUAAGAAAUACUUUAAAUUAUGAAACCACCAAUGGGAGAAAAAAAUAUUUGAUGUGUACGUUGUCAUUUUAGCUUGGCCAAUGCCCCAUUAAAAUGGAGGAGGUGGAACUUAUGCUGUGUUCCAGACAACUCGGAUGUCAGAUAUUCCGACUUGAAAUUUCCAAGUUCAGACUUCCAAGCAUUCGAAUGCACGGUGAUGGCACAAUGUCAAAUGUAAACAAACAUGGCUGACCGUGAAAAGCUGAUGUUUAUUUGGCACAUGGUGAGACAAUAAAGACUGUGACCGGUGCAGCAUCCGUUCAUACAUAAACAAAGCAGGGGAGGGAAAACGACACGUGAGGCAACAGACACCAUUAUACAUUUAUUUUACGGCACUUUUAUACUUGGAAACACAUUCCAAUACAUGAGAAGGAGACAACUCGAGCCCACGUACUGUCACUCAAUCUCACAUACAAGGAAACAAGAGUCCAACAGAGGGUGGACAGGCCUCAGCGCUGCAGUAUCUAUGUCUACAUGAGUGCCGCCAUUGUUGAGUGACAUGAGACAACUGCUUGUCCAUGUGGUUGAGGCAGAUGGAUUUGACCAGAGUUAAGUGGCGUUCCAUUACACAAGUUGGAGGUUGGAAAAUCCCGAUAUGCGAGUCGUCUGGAACGCAGCACUAUGACCUACACUGUAACCAGCCUCCAGUUGGCUUCACUUUUGGGAGCAGCCAUGUCGUCCAUCUUAAUAUGCAGUCUGUGGUGUGGAGGUGGCCUUUAAAAACACCAGGUGCCGCCUCUUCCCGACAGUCCAUGAAGGCAUCGGGACGGACCACGUUUGACGCAGAGUGGGUGUGGUUACGGCAGCGUCACAGGAUCAUGUUGCUAGGCUGUUAGCUGCAGCUUUGAGCCUCCAACUCCCCACUGCGGGGUUUCCCUCUUCAAAUCUCAUGUGCGUACAAACGCGCUGGUUUCUUCAGGUCGACGGAGGUUCGCACGUGUUGGUUUCUUAUUUGAAACAUUCGAACUCUGCUCGGUUUGGUGCAAACUCAGCGUCGGAGGGGAAGUCGAGGAGCCGCAUCUGGGAGCAGAGUCGUCGCUCGCUAGCAUCCUCGUAGCCAGAGGUGUCAACAGGUCGCCGCCGCUGCAGCAGCUCUGUCCCCGCGGAGGUUUUCAUCUUCUGCGGGAUUCUGUGCAUGCAAGUGGGGGGCGUUAAAUGCACGUGUGACGUUAAUAAAGUCCAGGAUGAAGAAAGUCUAAUCCCGGGAUUACCUGAGAGGAUGGGACUGCACGGAUCUGCAGCAGGAGACAGGCGAGUCUGACACUUUCUCUGCAAAGGAAAAUGCUGACAAGUCAUAAAAAGUGACCAUGACCCGGACGGACUCAAAAUGGUGAACGUUUUCCCGUUUACUCCCCCUUUCUCAUGAGACCAGCAGGAAGAUAUGGGCGUCCUCAGACUGGUGCUCAGAAUCAUGGGUAGGAUCAGUACGUUCAGGUCCUAUCAGUUCGUGCUGCUCCUGGCCGCUGCUCUCGCCGUCGUAGCUUUUUACUACUUUGGCUCUGAGAGGCAGAACUUCUCCAGCACCACGAAGAGGAUCAAGCAGAGCCAGGCCAGCCACAACACCAACCGAAACGACGCAGACCUGACCGUGGACACCAGGCUCUCGCAUACGGGGGGGUCUGAGGAGCAAGGAGAUGCAGGAGGAGAGAGUGAGGAUUUCAGGUCAAAGACGGGGCCCAGUGAGGCUGCUGACCAACGCUACCACGCACUCAUGAUGUUCACCAAGGUGGACAAGAGCCGGAGCCUGCAGGACAAGUUCCGGGUGGCCAUGUUGUCUAUGGUGGAGCAUGGAGACUUUCUGGAGGGAGAGGUGUUGGUGCUUCAUUUCGUGAGCGACCAGGCCAGCAAAGACCUGGGAGAGAGGAUGCUGCAAGAGUUUCUCCUGGACGCAACGUUUAAGUACGAGGUGUUGUUUCAUGACGUGGUGGCUCUCACACAGAAGCUCUUCCCUAUCGUGGAGGCCAUGCAGAAGCACUUCAGUGCCGGCUCCGGAGCUUACUACAGCGAUGCCAUCUUCUUCCUGUCCGUGGCCAUGCAUCAUAUCAUGCCUGACAGUCAGACGCGCAUAGUGCAGCUGGACCUGGAUCUGAAGUACCGGACCAACAUCAGAGACCUCUUCCAAGAAUUUGACCGGUUUCCUCCGGGAGCCGUGAUAGGCAUUACCAGAGAGAUGCAGCCAGUCUACAGACACACCUUCUGGCAGUACCGGAAGGAGAACCCUCAGACCAGAGUUGGCGAACCUCCUCCUGAAGGCCUCCCGGGCUUCAACAGCGGCGUGAUGUUGUUGGACCUGGGAGCGAUGAGGGCCUCGGCUCUCUACAACCAGCUGUUGAAGCCCAGUAAUGUGGCCAAACUGGCCGACCAGUAUCGCUUCAGGGGCCACCUCGGUGACCAGGACUUCUUCACCAUGAUUGGCAUGGAGCACCCUGAACUGUUUUAUUCGCUGACCUGCGGCUGGAACAGACAGCUGUGCACCUGGUGGAGGGACCACGGAUACGGAGACGUGUUUCAGAUGUAUUAUCGCUGUGAAGGACCUGUUUACAUCUACCAUGGUAACUGUAACUCCCCCAUCCCAGAUGACUGAUCUAUGUGCUGCGCUGCUGCUGGAAGAGAAAUCUUUUUCCUGCUUGUUGGGAGUAAAGAUCCUGACUUUUUCCUGAUCGUGCGCCUCUAGCCACAGACUCUGCCUCCUGCUGGUCAAGGGGCUGGUGAAGAGACCCCCACACUUACUACAAGUAUGGCAUUCAUCUGUGUCAAUUUAGAGAAAACAGCUUGGAGUUACAGCAAUGACGAGGGCUGCACUAAUCAUGUCCUGUGGUACAAAGAUGAAGAAAUAUGUGAAUUUCUGUUUCAGUAGCAGAUCCACUGAUAUGAAGACGUAUCAGUUUCUCAAAGACUAAAGAAUAGCUGACAACAUAAUCAGGAUGGAUUUUUCUGCCGUUGAAAACUUAGUAUAGUGGCUAUCGUUUCGAAAAUAACAAGUAAUCUACCAGGAAAGUGCUCUGGAUUAUCUGUGAUGGGCCAAAGAUGCACUUUGCAGGGUGAUUCCACGUUUUUGUCAGACCGCGCUGCAUUGGCACUGUGUCAGUGUUGCCCUCGUUCAAAUGAUGGUGGAGUCGUUGUCAAAUUUCCUUUUGUUUUAAUUGCUUUCAUUAAAUUGGUGUUUCGGUUGAGGAGAGUCUAAAAGACGACUCCUUUACACAAAGUAGUGGAAGAUGACACAUUUUUGAGUUGAUAAUUCACAUUAAUUGAUGUUGCCAUUGGGGCUGCACAGAUUAAAUCAACAAAAUAAUUAGUCACCCACUAUUUUGUAGUUUUUAUCACUUUAUUUUAAUCGUUAUCAAAUGAUGGUUUGCUGUAGCUUCUCAAUUGUGAGAAUUGAAUACUUAAUAAAACAAGAAAUGUGACAAAGUUUUAUCACCGUUUUCUGACAUAUUAUAGACAAAUAAAUAAGACAAAUGGACAAAAUAAGUCACCAAUAAAUCAAGAAGAUAAUCAGAGGAUUAAUGGAUGAUGAAAUCAUUUCUAGUUGUUGCCCUAAUUGCCAACAAAUGUUGAAAUAUCAGUACAAAGUAUAGUCAGCAAAUGUGUUAAUCGCCACCUAAAAACAAGAGACCUCUUUUUUCCAUUUCCCUUCCAUGAGUGGGACGAGUUCAGCCUGUGUCACUUUAUCUUCCUGCAACACCAGGUGACGGCUCAUCUGGUGCCAUUUGCUUUCCGCCCCUGUGGCUCGUGGAAGAAGAGGGAGGGGUAUGUUUAACAGCAGUCGACUCCACAUUUUUGGAGCCAUGUGGGCGCAGGGCACAAACACUCUGCCGCGGCUCUUUCAAGCACGUCUUCCUGCAGCUUGGAAGAUAGGAAGAGGAAAAAAAAUAAAUCACAUCAGAGGGUGGAGGGGGGGGGUCAAGUAGAUAAUGGCUAACAAUAAUGUGACUGAUGGCUGUUGUUAGCGCUCUGCAUUUACGGUUCAGCCAAGGACAAACCCACUUUAGCAGAGCAUACGUUUCAGAGGGAGGGAGUUUUCUUGUUGUACUCAACAGAAUAAACGCCCAGAUUCUGAGGCAUGUAUACACUCAACAUUCAGUCUGGAGAAUGUCUGAGGUGGUGCACAAUUAAGCGCGCACACACACACACACACAGAGUGACAUUGAAGCUGCUGAAUAUCCUGUGGAGUCAAAGUGAGGCUACUGGUGACACUUGAGAAUAAACAUCGCUCCAAAUCAAUAAGCUUCCCUUCAAUUCACUCUGAAGCUGAUCAGUAUUGUUUCUGCCUCGUUCAGAACGAUUCUCUUUAGCUUGAAAACAAAUUGUUAGUGUGAAUGCUGAAAAACAAUUUUUAUCCUCCAUUCGUGACUGCACUUUACAACUUCUAAACACACGCUUUAUUAUGAAGAGUUCAGUACCGUAGGUUGCAUUUAUAUUGCCAGAUUUAUUGUGAAGUGGUUUUUUUUGGUUUUACAGAUGGUGUUUUUGUACAUUUUAGCCCAUGACUGUUACUCUAAAGUUUACACUGUAUCCUUUUUGAUUGAUACCCUACUCAAUAACUUUCAAUUUCUUUCACAACGAAAACUGCAGAAUAGUAUUUGCUUGAGAAAAGUGUAGCAUAUACAGUAAUGAUGCUGCAUUGCAGUAAGGAAAGUAAGGAAAACCAGUUCUUCAUAGUUGUGCACUCAUGGACAAAUAUACAUUCAUUGUAUGUAAAGUCAUGUGCUAUGACAUAUUAGUUUGGUCCAUGUUCCAUCCACUAACAUGAAGAAGCAGGAUUUAUGCAGUAUACUGCAGUCAGCCACCAGGGGGAGAUCAGGAGUAUUUGGCUUCACUUUGUGGGGAGCUGUGAUGUCGUCCAUCUUUAGCUACAGUCUGUGGUUUGUAGUAUGUGAAAUAUUGCUGUCUUGUAGCUAAUGGGCUAAAAUGUGCAAAAACCACUAAUGUCAUCAUUUAAUAGUUAAUUAUCCAUCUACUUCAAGCUUUAUGUGUUUUUCCUUCUUGCUUUUAUGUGCACACACACUCUCUCUCCUGUGUAUAACAUGGGGCAGUGACAAUAGGUAGAGAUUUAAGAUGGAGGGUGACAUGAAUGAACAGGUGCAACUUAAUAAAUGUAAUAAAGGUAGUAUCCUUGUUUUAACCCAUCAGUCACAUGUUUUCACAGUUGUGUCAAAGGGGAAAACGAUUGUUAUGUGCAAUGAUAUUUUUAAAGGGCUCAUAAAUAUUUGUGUAAUAAACGUGUUUGUCUCGUCUCUCACUCAGAAUCCACUCGGUUUAGAAAGAUGCUGUGUUCAGUGUUAAAAACUCAAAGUAGUUUAAUAUGAUCUUUUUAUAUACGAGCUCCCUGAUUUUAUUUCCUCUGUGUCCCAAAUCAGUUACAUGAUGAUUUUCAUGUUUUCUAAAAAAAAUUAAAGACAAACAAAAGCUA
Molecule: messenger RNA, 6297 nt
Organism: Hippoglossus stenolepis (Pacific halibut)
Lineage: Eukaryota; Metazoa; Chordata; Actinopteri; Pleuronectiformes; Pleuronectidae
Gene: xxylt1
Product: xyloside xylosyltransferase 1
Exons: 5
Coding region: 2266-3468 (400 amino acids)
Molecular function (GO): UDP-xylosyltransferase activity
Source: RefSeq, a predicted model, not a curated record